Molecule: messenger RNA, 5320 nt
Organism: Sorex fumeus (smoky shrew)
Lineage: Eukaryota; Metazoa; Chordata; Mammalia; Eulipotyphla; Soricidae
Gene: SLC39A10
Product: solute carrier family 39 member 10
Exons: 10
Coding region: 235-2739 (834 amino acids)
Biological process (GO): intracellular zinc ion homeostasis; zinc ion import across plasma membrane; positive regulation of B cell receptor signaling pathway
Cellular component (GO): membrane
Molecular function (GO): zinc ion transmembrane transporter activity
Source: RefSeq, a predicted model, not a curated record
GCUGGGUAGUGCGUGUACGCCCAGAACGUAGCACCCAUAGGCGGACGGGGUGCGGCUGCGCAGGGGCAGGAGUGGGCUCUGUACGCCAGUAACGUAGCGGGGAGUCGGGCACGCGGGCCUCCGCGACGCAGUUGGCGCAGCCGGCGUUGGUGAAUACACGAUUUGGUGCAGCCGGGCUUUGGUACCGAGCGGAGAGGAGAUGCACACGGCACUCGAGUGUGAGGAAAAAUAGAAAUGAAGGUACAUAUGCACACAAAAUUUUGCCUCAUCUGUUUGCUGACUUUUAUUUUCCACCAUUGCAACCAUUGCCAUGAAGGACAUGACCAUGGCUCUGAAGACCAUCACAGACACCAUUAUGGAGUAGCAGAAUCGGAGUCAAGCAAACUUCCAGUGCCAGAUGCGGAAAAUGAAAAAAAAUACUAUAUUGAAAAACUUUUUGACCGUUAUGGUGAAAAUGGAAGAUUAUCCUUUUUUGGUCUGGAGAAACUUUUGACAAACUUGGGCCUUGGAGAGAUCAAAGUCGUUGAGAUUAAUCAUGAGGAGCUUGGUCACGAUCAUGUCUCUCACCUAGAUAUUUUGGCAGUUCAGGAGGGAAAGCAUUUUCACUCACAUAACCACCAGCAUUCCCAUAAUCACUUAAAUUCAGAAAACCAAACUGUGACCAGCGUAUCAACAAAAAGAAACCAUAAGUGUGAUCCAGAGAAAGAGACAAUUGAAGUGUCUGUCAAAUCUGAUGAAAAACACACGCACGAUCGUAAUCAUCACCUGUGCCGUCACCAUUGUUUGCAUCAUCACCUUGAUCAUAACGCUACUCGCCAUCUUCCUAAUGAUUCCAGUACUCAGAGUGAGCGUGGGGAGCCCAGUCAUGGACCUUCAGCAGAGACCAAUAAAACACAGGAGCAGUCUGACAGUAAAGUACCAAAAGAAAAAAAGAGGGAGAGGAAAAGGAAGAAAAUUCAUGAAAAUUCUGAGGUCAAUACACCAGGCUUCCCCACUAACAGUGGUCAGGGUGCACGGUAUGAGCAUAAUCGGGUCCACAAACCUGAUCGUGUACAUAAUGCAGGUCAUUCUCAUGGCCAUCUUCCAGAACAUAAUGGUCAUGAUCCUGGCCAUGGACACCAAGUUUUUGAUCCCGAUAAUGAGGGUGAACUUCGACAUACGAGGAAGCGAGAAGCACCACAUAAUAAAAAAAGUGCAAUUUAUACAGCUGCUAGUCACAAAGAUCAUAAUGAAGAUGACCGCCAACAUGAGUGUUUGAAUGUCACUCAGUUGCUAAAAUACUAUGGACAUGGUGCCAAUGCUCCAAUCUCACCUGAUUUAUUCACAUGCCUUUGCCCUGCUUUGUUAUAUCAAAUUGACAGCAGACUUUGUAUUGAACAUUUUGAUAAACUUAUAGUUGAAGACAUAAACAAGGAUAAAAAUUUGGUUCCUGAAGAUAAGGGAAAUAUAGGGGCAUCAGCCUGGAUUUGUGGUAUCAUUUCUAUCACCGUCAUUAGCCUGCUUUCCUUGCUAGGCGUGAUCUUGGUUCCCAUCAUUAACCAAGGAUGCUUCAAAUUCCUUCUCACAUUCCUUGUUGCACUAGCUGUAGGAACGAUGAGUGGAGAUGCCCUUCUACAUCUACUGCCCCAUUCUCAGGGUGGACAUGAUCAUAGUCAUCAGCACGCACACGGGCAUGGACAUUCUCAUGGACACGAAUCUAAGAAGUUUUUGGAAGAAUAUGAUGCUGUAUUGAAAGGACUUGUUGCUCUUGGAGGCAUUUACUUGUUAUUUAUCAUUGAACACUGUAUUCGGAUGUUUAAGCACUACAAACAACAAAGAGGAAAACAGAAAUGGUUUAUGAAGCAGAGCACAGAAGAAUCAGCUAUUGGAAGAAAGCUUUCCGAUCAUAAGUUAAAUAAUACACCAGAUGCUGACUGGCUUCAGCUAAAGCCCCUUGCUGGAACUGAUGACUCAGUUAUUUCUGAAGAUAGACUGAAUGAAACUGAAUUGACAGAUCUAGAAGCCCAACAAGAAUCGCCUCCUAAAAAUUACCUUUGUGUGGAAGAGGAGAAAAUUAUGGACCAUUCUCAUAGUGAUGGAUUACAUGCCAUUCAUGAGCAUGAUCUCCAUGCUGCCUCACAUAACCACCAUGAGGAGAGUAAAACUGUGAUGAGGAAACAUAAUCAUCAGUGGCACCACAAACAUUCUCAUCAUUCUCAUGGUCCCUGUCAUUCUGGGUCAGAUCUGAAAGAGACAGGAAUAGCCAACAUAGCUUGGAUGGUAAUCAUGGGGGAUGGCAUCCACAACUUCAGUGAUGGGUUAGCCAUUGGAGCAGCAUUCAGCGCUGGAUUAACAGGAGGAAUCAGUACUUCCAUAGCUGUCUUCUGUCAUGAACUGCCACAUGAACUAGGUGAUUUUGCAGUACUUCUUAAAGCAGGGAUGACCGUGAAGCAGGCAAUUGUCUACAACCUCCUCUCUGCCAUGAUGGCUUACAUCGGCAUGCUCAUAGGCACGGCAGUUGGUCAGUAUGCCAACAACAUCACUCUCUGGAUCUUCGCCAUCACCGCAGGCAUGUUUCUCUACGUAGCCUUGGUGGAUAUGCUCCCAGAAAUGCUGCAUGGUGAUGGUGACAAUGAAGAGCAUGGCUUCUGUCCAGUGGGGCAGUUCAUUCUUCAGAAUUUAGGGUUGCUCUUUGGAUUUGCCAUCAUGCUGGUGAUUGCUCUCUUUGAAGACAAAAUUGUAUUUGACCUCCAGUUUUAACAUUCCUAGUAACCACAGUUGAUUAUAAGGAUGUUACCAUGCAGCUUUGCAGCUCUUCUUUGUACUGUAUGCACAUUGCUCAAAGAAAAGUCAGUGGCUUGCACUACUUACAAGUUCCAUAGAUUUGAGCCUAACCACUAAAGACUGGUGCUCAGUACUGUUUUCCCUGCAUGAAGGGAGCUUUUAAAAACAAAGCUUGUGAUUAAGGAAGGAGAAAAUGGGACUUCAUGAACCAAUGGUGAUGUAGGUUUGAUUAAGACUUUGUAAAAAAUAAUCAUAUAAAACACUAAAGUAGUCUCUUUAUUGAUAGAAACUUCUGUGGCUAUGCAGAAAUAGAAAUGGAACCAAAAAUCACUUAAACUUUAAAAAUAUUUUAAAUGGACUUUGGGCAGAUUUUUCUUUGUGCCGAAAAAUGAAUUGUAGGGUCCUUUAAUUCAGCUGUGUACAUACGAAUGGUAAUAGGGAUCAAUUUGACACCGCUUUGGAACUGCAUAAAGUAGACGCUAGAAGCUAGAGGAGGAAAGGUCAGGCUGCAUAGAGUAUGAAUUUAGCAUUGGGAAAAGCCCUUAUUCUUGAAUCUAGAGUUACUAUUUUUGUAUAUAUUUGCAUAGUGUUUAAACUUGCAGCCUAAACUACUGAAAUUUGUGAUUGUAUGUUUGUGUGAGCUUCAAUUUAAUGAAAGAUUCAUAAUGGUUCUUUGUAUUAAUAUUAUACUUGGUGUUUGGGUUUUUGUUUUUAUUUCAGACUUUAAUUUUGUUUUUGUUUUGGGUGUUUUGGUGGGCUUAGGGGACUGACGCAUGUGGUAAAAUAUUUUUGUUAAAAUUGUAACCCUCUAUGAAAUAUCAGCGCAAUGAAGAACCCAGAUAUGGUUUAACAGUUUUCCUACUUUAACAGUACUAACUAGUUAUUUGGGAAAUUCAAGUUCUAAAUGUACGCAUUGCUUUACCAGUGUAGCAUUGGAACCACGAGCACAUACUGUGGCUGGCAGUAAAGAGGUAAUGCAGAGAAUUUCAAGUUCACCAUGUCCACGGUUUGUCUAUGAGUAUCAGUACAGGUGACUACAAGGAUAAUCUCCACUGAUAUGUGGCUAUCAUGGUACCAAGUGAAGACGUAUUUAAAGAACACAGCUGAAAUCACUUGAUCAUUUUGUGCCAAGAUACGCUGUUGGUGCCUGGUAGGGAUUAGUCUUUUUUAGAUGCUCGGUUCUCUUACCAUAAUUGUGAAUGAUUUGUGAGAAGUGCAAGCCAUGUUUAUCCUGAAUUUUGACCUAAUAAUUUGUAGUACUAGUCAUAUGCAUGUAGCUUUCUGUUUACAUCUUGUGCCACAUGGUUUUCAUUUAUGCCAGGUAAAUUGUGGUUUUGAACUCUGUGCAGGCAGCCUUGUUUUAAUCUGCUUGGCAACCAGUGUAGCUGCUUUAAAAAUCUUACUCUUCAGAUAUUUAAGAGCCAAACUUUUUCCAUUCCAUUUAUACUCCAUUCAUUGAGUCAUCUUCCUUUCCCUAAUUUCUUUUCUCUAGCUCCAUGAACUUUAAACAACAACAACCAUCUCUUCCACCCUCAAACCAAACUGUUGUUGGAGAACAGCACAUGCAUUCAUGCCAAUGUGGUUUUUUCCCCCUAAUUUAUGCCUGAAUUUUGAAACAUUUUUGGCUUUGGGGCUCUCUCCAAAAGAAUUUUAUACCUAGAUUAUUUAUGACAUUGGUCACUGAAUUAGGACAGUCCUCAUCUCAUUGCUUGGCCCUUCAAGCAACCUAGCUAAAAGGUGCUGUUAUUUUAUUUCAUACUGCCAACUUCAAGUGAUUCAGAUAGCUUGCUUUCUGAACCAAGAUAUAUUUAUAGUUACAUUUUGGGGUUUUUAUACCCAAGGAAGUUUCUUCAUUCCAGCAUUCAAUCUGUUUAAUCUGUUUAAUUUUAAAACUUUUAUGAAAAGCAACAGCUGGAGUAUAUUCCCAGUCUUAAAUGCCUGAUUUAAAGCAAUAGGUCAUGCUGAAAUAUAUAAGAUUUUAUAUUUUCAAAAAUGGUCUUUAUUUCCUAGAUUCAACCAUCUAAGAGACUAUAACAGUUGCUGCUAGUAUUUUGUUAGGGUUCCACCAGUAUUUAGUUUUCACAUCAUUCUAAUGUAUAGUUUCAAGUCUUAAUAGACAAUCUGAAUUCCACUACAUUUCUGUUUGGCUCCAACAUUCCAUUUAACUUGACCAGUCUAAUUUAACAUGUGUUUGUUGGAGGUCAUUAAUGUUACUUGUACAAUGCUGUCACUGUGUGACAUCCAUAUGAAUUUUGGUGUAUAUCACAUUGCAUUCAAUCAGCUGUGAUUAUGCUUAGAAAUACUAUAGUAACUAGAUGCAGUGUGAAUUUUUUCCAUUAACAGUAAGUCAGUGGCUUAAAUGUGAUUAUGGUCCUGCAAGGUGAUACUUGCUAAAAUAUCUAAACUUUUUGUUGUAACUGAAUCAUUUUUUAAAAAUUUAUAAAGCUGGAAAUGAUCAAAUGCUGUUUUUUUCAUUGUCAACAGUGGUGUGUCAUUUUAUGUACGUUCCUAAUACUUAUGGAACUCUCCCAAAAUAAAGUUCUUCAAAAAGAGCAAA